AUGAGUUUCCAGAAGAAGAAAGUUCGAUUUCUAACCAUUGUCGCUGCCAUCGUUGCUUUUAGCAUCACAGCUGAAAAAUUCAAGCAACUUGUUGGCGAGAAUGCAUCCUUCCAUCGCGGGAAGUUUACAAUCCUAAAUUGCUUUGACAUGAAUUCUGGAACGUUGGCGUGUAGUGUGAAGGAAGGUGCGAAGCUGUACUUCUACAACAUUAGAGCUGCUCGUGUUGAAAGAGCAAGGCAAGAUACAGUGCAAUCUGCCUUUGUUGAUGUUAUGAAGCAGGGAAUGUCAAAAAGUGCUUCAAUGAAAUAUGCUAAGAAAGAAGGUAAAAAGGCAGCAAAAUUGGCUUCUCGCAAUGUCAAACACACUCUGGGUCCGCUCAUCUCUUCAGGAUGGGAUUUUUUUGAAUCUGUGUACUAUGGUGGUACUGUCGCUGAGGGGUUCAUCAGGGGAAGUGGCACCUUGUUUGGAACUUAUGCUGGAGGCUUCCUUGGGGAGCAAAGGCUUGGGAGACUUGGUUACCUUGUUGGAAGUCACAUGGGUAGCUGGUUUGGAGGUAAACUAGGGCUAAUGCUAUAUGAUGUGGCUAAUGGAAUGCAUUUCUUGUUUCAUUCUAGAAAACUCAGUAACUUGAGCUAA
Molecule: messenger RNA, 636 nt
Organism: Sphenostylis stenocarpa
Lineage: Eukaryota; Viridiplantae; Streptophyta; Magnoliopsida; Fabales; Fabaceae
Source: the annotation of a GenBank genome assembly